UGCUGCUCUCGGUUUAGUCCAAGAUCAGCGAUAUCACGCGUCCCCCGGAGCAUCGCGUGCAGGAGCCAUGGCGCGGGAGCUAUACCACGAAGAGUUCGCCCGGGCGGGCAAGCAGGCGGGGCUGCAGGUCUGGAGGAUUGAGAAGCUGGAGCUGGUGCCCGUGCCCCAGAGCGCUCACGGCGACUUCUACGUCGGGGAUGCCUACCUGGUGCUGCACACGGCCAAGACGAGCCGAGGCUUCACCUACCACCUGCACUUCUGGCUCGGAAAGGAGUGUUCCCAGGAUGAAAGCACAGCUGCUGCCAUCUUCACUGUUCAGAUGGAUGACUAUUUGGGUGGCAAGCCAGUGCAGAAUAGAGAACUUCAAGGAUAUGAGUCUAAUGACUUUGUUAGCUAUUUCAAAGGCGGUCUGAAAUACAAGGCUGGAGGCGUGGCAUCUGGAUUAAAUCAUGUUCUUACGAACGACCUGACAGCCAAGAGGCUCCUACAUGUGAAGGGUCGUAGAGUGGUGAGAGCCACAGAAGUUCCCCUUAGCUGGGACAGUUUCAACAAGGGUGACUGCUUCAUCAUUGACCUUGGCACCGAAAUUUAUCAGUGGUGUGGUUCCUCGUGCAACAAAUAUGAACGUCUGAAGGCAAACCAGGUAGCUACUGGCAUUCGGUACAAUGAAAGGAAAGGAAGGUCUGAACUAAUUGUCGUGGAAGAAGGAAGUGAACCCUCAGAACUUAUAAAGGUCUUAGGGGAAAAGCCAGAGCUUCCAGAUGGAGGUGAUGAUGAUGACAUUAUAGCAGACAUAAGUAACAGGAAAAUGGCUAAACUAUACAUGGUUUCAGAUGCAAGUGGCUCCAUGAGAGUGACUGUGGUGGCAGAAGAAAACCCCUUCUCAAUGGCAAUGCUGCUGUCUGAAGAAUGCUUUAUUUUGGACCACGGGGCUGCCAAACAAAUUUUCGUAUGGAAAGGUAAAGAUGCUAAUCCCCAAGAGAGGAAGGCUGCAAUGAAGACAGCUGAAGAAUUUCUACAGCAAAUGAAUUAUUCCAAGAAUACCCAAAUUCAAGUUCUUCCAGAAGGAGGUGAAACACCAAUCUUCAAACAGUUUUUUAAGGACUGGAGAGAUAAAGAUCAGAGUGAUGGCUUCGGGAAAGUUUAUGUCACAGAGAAAGUGGCUCAAAUAAAACAAAUUCCCUUUGAUGCCUCAAAAUUACACAGUUCUCCGCAGAUGGCAGCCCAGCACAAUAUGGUGGAUGAUGGUUCUGGCAAAGUGGAGAUUUGGCGUGUAGAAAACAAUGGUAGGAUCCAAGUUGACCAAAACUCAUAUGGUGAAUUCUAUGGUGGUGACUGCUACAUCAUACUCUACACCUAUCCCAGAGGACAGAUUAUCUACACGUGGCAAGGAGCAAAUGCCACACGAGAUGAGCUGACAACAUCUGCGUUCCUGACUGUUCAGUUGGAUCGGUCCCUUGGAGGACAGGCUGUGCAGAUCCGAGUCUCCCAAGGCAAAGAGCCUGUUCACCUACUGAGUUUGUUCAAAGACAAACCGCUCAUUAUUUACAAGAAUGGAACAUCAAAGAAAGGAGGUCAGGCACCUGCUCCCCCUACACGCCUCUUUCAAGUCCGGAGAAACCUGGCAUCUAUCACCAGAAUUGUGGAGGUUGAUGUUGAUGCAAAUUCACUGAAUUCUAACGAUGUUUUUGUCCUGAAACUGCCACAAAAUAGUGGCUACAUCUGGGUAGGAAAAGGUGCUAGCCAGGAGGAGGAGAAAGGAGCAGAGUAUGUAGCAAGUGUCCUAAAGUGCAAAACCUUAAGGAUCCAAGAAGGCGAGGAGCCAGAGGAGUUCUGGAAUUCCCUUGGAGGGAAAAAAGACUACCAGACCUCACCACUACUGGAAACCCAGGCUGAAGACCAUCCACCUCGGCUUUACGGCUGCUCUAACAAAACUGGAAGAUUUGUUAUUGAAGAGAUUCCAGGAGAGUUCACCCAGGAUGAUUUAGCUGAAGAUGAUGUCAUGUUACUAGAUGCUUGGGAACAGAUAUUUAUUUGGAUUGGCAAAGAUGCUAAUGAAGUUGAGAAAAAAGAAUCUCUGAAGUCUGCCAAAAUGUACCUUGAGACAGACCCUUCUGGAAGAGACAAGAGGACACCAAUUGUCAUCAUAAAACAGGGCCAUGAGCCACCCACAUUCACAGGCUGGUUCCUGGGCUGGGAUUCCAGCAAGUGGUAAAUUGGUAUUUGUAAAAAGCAAACAAACAUUACAAGGCAGUUAUCUCAUUGCUGUUUUGGGAGAGGAACGGGAAAAGCUUUUUGCUUAUUUGUCUUUUGAAAAUUAAGGCUGGGCGCGGUGGCUCACACCUGUAAUCCCAGCACUUUGAGAGGAUGAGGUAGGCGGAUCACUGGGGUCAGGAUUUCGAGACCAGCCUGGCCAACAUGGCGAAACCUCGCCUCUACUAAAAAUACAAAAAAAUUAGCUGCGCGUGGUGGUGCACGCCUGUAGUCCCUGCUACUUGGAAGGCUGAGACAGGAAAAUUGCUUGAACCCAGGAGGCUGAGGUUGCAGUGAGCCAGGAUUGCGCCACCACACUCCAGCCUGGGCAACAGAGACUCUGUCUCAAAAAAAAAAAAAAAAAAAAUUAACCUCAACCAAACGCCUAUUUUUUAAUGCUUAGUUUUGGCUUGAAAUUCUUCUUCACCUGGAGUUUUCUUACGUUAAUACAUUAAAAUAACCUGAAGGAAACUUUCGUUAUGGGCCAAUAUUAGCUCUUAUGGAAACUGAUUUAUAUCUUUUUUAUGACCUUUCAAAAGUAAAAUACUAUGCAUAAUCUAGAAAGAUUUGUCAGAUAGGAAAUUUUAUAAUGCAUUAGCCAUUAGUCAGAGUUGUUUUUUAACAUGCCAGAGAAAAAGUUGUAAUGCCUUGGAAGUUAUUCUCUUUUCUAUAGAUUGUGUUCAAAAGAUGUGUAUACUUGCAAUAAGGUUUAUGUUAAGGUGGCUUUAACAAUUGGUUGCUAUUUUCCUUCUUUAGUCAAUAUGACUUUGAUGUCAUUAACUGCUAAGUGUUAUUUUCUAAGAGGAAUUUUAUCUUUUUUUUAACCUUAUUAAAAGCCUUUGAAAACACAGCUCUUUCAUGACAAAAUGAAUUGUAUUGUUAUCCACUUAGAUACAUGUACAUGUACAGUACAUGUUUAAUAUCACAGGAGAUCAAAAAGACAAUGCACAGGGGAGUAUCCCAGGGAGCAGAGCCAAGUUCAAGUAAGUUAACGAUAUCAAGUUACUUACUGGCAGGUAGCCACUAGAGAAUCUUAGCAAUUUUUGUCCUGCAAGAUUUCAGCAAAGCUACAGAAAAGUGAGUUUUUAUGUUUUCCAUUCUUCCCUUUUCUAAGUAAUAAUUUUUAUCGCAGUUACCCUGAUUCUAUUCCAUUCCAUUCUAUUCUAUUCUAUUAUUUCAUUCUAUUUUAUUUCCAAUAUACCAUUGUAUAUCAGUAUAUACUGAUACACUGAGUGGCAGUUGCAUUAUCUACUAAUCUAUAUAGGUCAUUGAAAAAGAAGAAGCUACGUUAGAACCCAUGGAAAGAACUUUGCCUCAUGUAGAGAUUCUAGAUUCUUAGCCAAAAGCUCAGAAUUGUUGGGCCCUAAAGGAUGAACAAUGUAGGGUCCAACAAUUCAUCCCACAUGAAUUUUUCUCAUCCUUCAUGUGGAAUGAAAAAACUAAAGAGACAACUGACUUACCACACAAAUGGACUAUGGUAGAAGCUGCUGUCCCUUAGUAUUGAAUAUCUCUAUUUUCUUUUAAUCAUAGAAUUCACUGAUAUUUUAGCAGAUAAUGUGGCCGUCCAGGCAGGCAUGAGAUUUCUCAGCCUUACUUCAACUUGAUUAUGACCAUGUGACCCAAUUCUGACAUUUGCCUAAAGGAAAAUUUACCUAAAAAGGCGUUUUCUUGCUAUGGCAGUGUAACCUGUACUAAUAAAUAUAGUGCUAGUCCUGCAUGCAACAAAAAUGAUGUAAGUAGACAUUUAACAUUUCUAGGAAUGUAAUUGAGUGAAAAAUAAUUUUUAAAAAUAUUUAUAAAUAUCUUCUGGGUCAAGCUGAAUAUUUUUUGAAGGAUGAUGAGAAUAAAAUGAUUUAAUAAGUAGUACUUUUUCACAAAAUUAGUAAAGGUCAAGGUGAGUGGCUUAGGGUACACUGUAUUUUACGAUGUUUCUCUAGUUUAGCCAGUGGUUUUUCUCAUCUCCAAUUUAUAGCACAGGCCGAGGCAUAUAGUAGGGUCUCAGUUAAUAUUUAUUGAAUGGCAAUAUCAAAAAUGAGAUCAGCAGCAAGAUGAUAAGGCAGAAUAAAAGUUGCUGAGAGCCUAAAAUGAUUAUUCAGUUCUGUUGCAGGGUUUUAACCUGCCCAAAGGAUGGAAAAAGAAGAACAUAAGCAUAAUUUCUGAAUGCAUCACGGCAAAGAUGCAUGUACUCAUGAAGCAUAAAAUUAAAAAUAUGAUACAUUCACUACAUGAAAAUAUGAUAUACGGUUUUUCUUCAGUAUCCGCGGGAGAUUGGCUCGAGGAACCCCAUGGAUACCAACAUCCUUGAAUGCUCAAGUCCCUUAUAUAAAACGGCAUAGUAUUUGCAUAAAACCUAUACCAUUCUCCUGUAUACUCUAAGUCAUCUCUGCGUUACUUAUAAUACCUAAUACAGUGUAAACGCUGUGUAAACAGUUGUUAUACUAUAUUGGUUUUUUAAUUUGCAUUACUUUUGUAUUGUUGUAUUAUUUUAUUGUUUUUCCCCAAAUAGUUUUGAUCCGCAGAUGUAGAACCCACAGAUAUGAUAAAUCAACUGUAUCUAGUACCCAAAACAGAUGAGUAACUUAGAAAUUAAUAUGUAAUACAUACAGCUAAUGUUAUAGCUACUUAAGGAAUUCCUUUCACUGAAAAGAAACUCUUACAAAUCAAUGAGUCAACAACCCAAUGGAAAAAUGGCCAAAAGACAUGAAUAGAAGUUCACAGAAAAGAAUGAAAAUGACCAGUAAAUAAUGAAAAGAUGUUCUAAGACACUCUUAAUUAAAUAAAUUCACAAUAAAAUAAUCAUACUUUUAUCUAUCUACCAGAUUAGCAAAUGUUAAAAUAUUAAAAUGUUAGUGGUCAUCAAAAUGUAGGGUUACAGGUUCACCCAUACACUGUUAAUAGAUGUAUAAACUGGUCAAAACUUUUUGAUCCAUAGCACAGUAUUACUUUUGUAAACAUACACAAAAAAUAUUAUAUAUUUGCCAAACGUAUGUACUAAUCUAAAACCAAACACAUUAGACUAGGUACAUGUGGAGAAAGAGAUACAGGUGUUCCCUAGCAAGUUAAUAUGCUUGUGUCUCUUCAAACCAAUAUAUUGGCAUAUUUAUCUAAUAUUUAAUCAGAAGAAAGAAAGAACAGAAAGACCCAGGAAGCCUACUGUUAGUAGAGGUCAGCCUCAUCUUUUCUCUCUGAUUCAAGAAAUUCAUACUCAACUCAGUCAAACAGAGGUCCUGCAUUUACCUCUUGGUGCCGGAGAGCCUUGGUGAGCCAUUUAGAUCCUCUGUAUCUUCUCAAGCACAAUCCUCAGUGUUCUCUUCUCGUCUUAGAUAGCUCAUCAAAUAAUAUUUCCCACCACUUAUUUCUAGCAGUUCUGGUAAAGAGAAUGGCCUUCACAUUGUAUUUUGAACAAUGUUUUGGCCUCCAGUAAUGAUUAGGAACACACUAUAAACAUAAAACAUCAGUCCACUUAACUCAUUAUUCAGUCAUCAAGCAAUUCUUGUCCCAAUCAUUCUCCAAAGCUAUAUACUGUGAAUUUAUACUGUUGUGUAGUGACACAAGCCCUUCUGCUGAAAAAGUAGGUAGAUAAUUACUUUGAACUGAAAGAAAACACUUAUUUUAUUUUCUUUUAAACCUAAUUUAUUUUAAACCUAAUUUAUUUAUUUUAAACCUAAUUUAUUUUAAACCUAAUUUAUUUAUUUUAAACAUUUAUUUUAAACCUAAUUCAUUUGAACUGAACUUGAAUUUAAAAGCCUACAAAUGCCCCGCAUAUGUAGAAUUAUCAUUCAUUCCGUGUUCUUGCUCUUGGAUAAAACGGACAACUCAGAGAAAAAACUGGCUUAUAAAUGCACUUCACAAAAACUGUUAGAAAAGUAGCCAUUAAACCUGUAAAAAGGCCGGGCGCAGUGGCUGACGCCUGUAAUCCCAGCACUUUGAAAGGCCAAGGCGGUUGGAUCACGAGGCCAGGAGUCCGAGACCAGCCUGACCAACAUAGUGAAACCCCGUCUCUACUAAAAAUACAAAAAAUUAGCUGGGCGUAGUGGCGGGCGCCUGUAAUCCUAGCUACUCGGGAGGCUGAGGCAGGAGAAUCGCUUGAACCCGGGAGGCGGAGGUUGGAGCGAAAGUACGCGCCACUGUACUCCAGCCUGCGUGACGAUGAGAGUCUCCGUCUCGGGGGAAGAAAAAAAAAACCUGUAAAAAGUGGCUCAACUUUAAUAUUCAUUAGGAAAUGACUAAAAUCAAAUAUUUUACUUGGUAAUGCCAAGUAAAAAUACAGGAGAGGAUAUAGUGAAACUGGAGCUUACAUCCACUACUUGGGAAGUAUAAAUUGAUACAAUGGGUUUGAACAGUUUUUGUAUUUUCUACUAAAAUGAACAUACACAUAUCCUAUAAUCCAGAAAUCCCACUCCAUGGUGUGUACCCAACAAAAAUGCAUACAUGUGUGUACUAAAGGAUAUAAUAUGAUUUUUUUUUUUUUUUUUUUUUUUUUGAGAUAGGUUCUCACUCUGUUGCCCAGGCUGGAGUACAGUAGCGAUCUCUGCUCACUGCAAUCUCUGCCUCCUGGGUUCAAGCAAUCCUCCCACCUCAGUCUCCCCAGGAGCUGGGACUCUAGGUGCGUGCCACCACGCCCAGCUAAUUCUUUGUAGAGAUGGGGUUUUGCCAUGUUGUCCAGGCUGGUCUUGAACUCCUAGACUCAGGAAAUCCACCUGCCUUGGCCUCCCAAUAUGCUGGGAUUACAGGCAUGAGCCACCGCAUCUGGACACGAAUUUUUAAGUUUUAUAUAUGUGUGUGUAUAUAUAUAUAUAUAUAUAUAUAUAUAUAUAUAUUUUUUUUUUUUUUUUUUUUUUUUUUGCAUUGGCAAAAAAACAAAGAUAUUGUUUAGCAAUUUCCUUGUAUAAUGCAAUCAGUGGAAGACAAAUCAGAGGUAUUAUUUUCCCUUGGGCCUUUGCAGCCUGUGUUGUUUUUCUCUUUUUCAUAUUGAUGUGAAAAGCAGCCAAGUAUUAUUUGACAACAUCAGUCCCUUAUUAAGAUGUUAUUUCUAGUUUAUAAUUGACUAUGGCAUUUGCAUGCAUUUCAUCAUGUCUCCAUUUCUUCGGAAUGAUAAUUUCUAAUAUACUUUUCUUCUAUUAUAGGAAUAAGAAUUCAGUAGUCAUAUUUCCUGUUGCCUAUAAAAAAUUGAUGCUUUAAUUUAGUUAACAUGACAAACUCCAUCUUAUUUAGAGAGAUUAUUUUUGAUGUUAUUAUAAUAAAAAUGACACCUUUACUAAAAAUGUCUCAUCAUAAAUUGUUUUCCAUUAUUUCUGUGCUGAUUGCAAACAAUACUGAAUUAAAAUAUCCCUGCAAGUUCACUGUGACUCAAUCUAAGGUUUUAAUAAUUCAUGAAAUAAAACUAAUGUUGAUGUUAUCCAAAUCAUUCUAACGCCAACUUCUAGGUAAACAGUAAACAAGAAUAAGCAAAUUUGAGUUUUCCUAAUUAUUUGACAUUGUCAUUAGCUUGUGAUCCUUAGAUGGAAUAUAUUUUGCCAGAUCUCACCUCCCAGGGAACUGAUGAGCUUUAACUGGAAUAGUAGUGAGAAUGAUAGAGCAGGGCCCUUAACUCCUUAGAAAGGUCAAAGGAAGAGGUGAAUGUGGGCAGGGUUUCACUGGAGUAUUGACACACCAAAGAUGCUAUGUAGGUGAAAAUCUCUCCUAAUGCAUUCCCUUUCCAACGAACCUGAGCCUGGAUUCUUCAGUAACACAAUGCCUUCUGAGAAACAAUGUUGUUCCACAUUUUAGAGUUUUGGCAUGCAUAAUGGAGUUUAUGGCAGAGUUCAGAGGAUACAAUGAAACAAGAAAGGGAGGCAACUGAUGUUGUUUGAUUAUCUCCAUUAUUUUGAAGGAGCCAGGUGCUUGGGGAACCUGGUUGUACAGAAAGGUGAUGCCAAGACUCUCUUGUAUGAUUUUCCUCUCUAGCUUGGGGCUGCACCCUCUGCUGUGGGAAGGAGUCCUCAAGGUAUUAAUAUACAUCCUAUCAUUUAUUUUAGAUACAGAUAGCAUUAGAGUUUAUCAGUAAAGUUGGGCAACUCAUGGAAUAUUACGAGUAGAAAUUGUAAUUACUGUAGAAUGUAUAGUGUUUUGAAUGGCUAUUGUAUUUUUCAGCAUACAAAUUCAGAGGGGUGAAAGUAGGCAAUGACACCACUAUUUAUGUUUUUUGUUGUUGUUGUUUGUUUUUGUUUUGUUUUGUUUUGAGAUGGAGUCUUGCACUGUCACCCAGGCUGGAGGACAGUGGCAUGAUCUCUGCUCACUGCAACCUCUGCCUCCCGUGUUCAAGCGAUUCUCCUGCCUCAGCCUCCUGAGUAGCUGGGAUUACAGGCACCCGCCACCACACCUGACUAAUUUUUUGUAUUUUUAAGUAGAGACGGAGUUUUGCCAUGUUGGCCAGGCUGGUCUUGAACUCCUGAACUUGUGAUCCACCCUCCUCUGCCUUCCAAAGUGCUGGGAUUACAGGCAUGAGCCACCGCACCCAGCCCUAUUUAUGUUUUUUAAAAGCACCAUUUACCACCCAUUUGUCUAUGGACUUAAUCUAUGUCUCUAUGAGCUGGUAAACAAUAGACAGGUAAAUACAGACUUGGCUGUAUUUGAACAGCACCUUCAAAAACCAGAAGCCAGAAAUCAGGUAGCUAGAUUUGUCCAUGAAAGCAGGAGAUUCCCUUAACUGGUGAUGCCUGAAGUUGGGAUAAAGAGUCUUCCAAACAUGUGCCAUUUUGGCAUGGAUAUCUAAAGCCACCAUGAUGGCUUUAUAUUAAUGAAGGAAAUAAGUUGCAGGAUAAGUAUAUCCAUGGUCAUCCAGGGGAAGAAAAUGGCGUACAUAACUUAUAUACCAUAUUUAACCCAGAGACAGAUAUCACAGGUAAACAGUGCAAAUCACUGUCCCUAGUCUGAGCCAUAUUUAGUGUCUUGAAAGAGCCACAGUGGCUGGCUAAAAUGGCACAGUGGCAAAUCCUGACCAUGGACUGCCCUAUGCAAAAUAACUAGCUCCCCACUUUACACAGAGUACACCAUGUCAGGCCUCUGAGCCCAAGCUAAGCCAUCAUAUCCCCUGUGACCUGCACAUAUACAUCCAGAUGGCCUGAAGCAAUUGAAGAUCUACAAAAGAAGUGAAAAUUACCUUAACUGAUGACAUUCCACCAUUGUGAUGUGUUUCUGCCCCAUCCUAACUGAUCAGUGUACUUUGUAAUCUCCCCCACCCUUAAGAAGGUUCUUUGUAAUUCUUCCCACCCUUGAGAAUGUACUUUGUGAGAUCCACCCCCUGCCAGCAAAACAUUGCUCCUGACUCCACCGCCUAUCCCAAAACCUAUAAGAACUAAUGAUAAUCCCACCACCCUUUGCUGACUCUCUUUUCGGACUCAGCCCGCCUGCACCCAGGUGAAAUAAACAGCCUUGUUGCUAACCCAAA
This is a messenger RNA of Homo sapiens (human), 9682 nucleotides long. RefSeq names its product scinderin (gene SCIN). Lineage: Eukaryota; Metazoa; Chordata; Mammalia; Primates; Hominidae. The coding region runs from base 68 to 2215 and encodes 715 amino acids. Gene Ontology annotation, molecular function: actin filament binding. The record is from RefSeq and is marked validated. The transcript is spliced from 16 exons. Gene Ontology annotation, biological process: positive regulation of actin nucleation; positive regulation of apoptotic process; actin filament severing. Gene Ontology annotation, cellular component: podosome; cytoskeleton; brush border.